This is a messenger RNA of Linum tenue, 183 nucleotides long. The record is from the annotation of a GenBank genome assembly. Lineage: Eukaryota; Viridiplantae; Streptophyta; Magnoliopsida; Malpighiales; Linaceae.
AUGACGCUGGACCUUCUACCUGGCAUCAAAAGCUCGUCCAAUCGGGAGGUGGAGAGCAGCGACGGGAAGCCAUUGUCGUUGCCUCGAUUCGUCGGAUAUGGAUAUACGGCGUCCGGAGGAGGACAUGUAGCAAGAAGUAACUUCCCGUGGCUUGGGACGGCGAGAAGAGAUAGCAUUGUCUGA